AUGGGAGCUCCUUUAGCUGCUGCACUUGGUCCAAUCGGUGGCCUUGCAGCAUGUGCCUGCUGUUUAAUUCUUGCUGCUAUUUGGGGUCUUUUUGCCACCACAAUCGCAUUAGCUGUAUAUACAAAAAAAUGGGUUGAUGCCGUAAAACAGGCAAAUGGUUUAGGUAGUGGAGCUGAACAGAUAUUAUUCAGUCAUGCUCUUCUCAUUGUUAUCCUUUGCGUAUACGGCUAUCUUGGAAUUCGGCGAGCAAUUCGCUCUGCCAAUUAA
Molecule: messenger RNA, 267 nt
Organism: Rotaria sp. Silwood2
Lineage: Eukaryota; Metazoa; Rotifera; Eurotatoria; Philodinida; Philodinidae
Source: the annotation of a GenBank genome assembly